Molecule: messenger RNA, 2445 nt
Organism: Suncus etruscus (white-toothed pygmy shrew)
Lineage: Eukaryota; Metazoa; Chordata; Mammalia; Eulipotyphla; Soricidae
Gene: FSCB
Product: fibrous sheath CABYR binding protein
Exons: 1
Coding region: 1-2445 (814 amino acids)
Biological process (GO): negative regulation of protein sumoylation
Cellular component (GO): sperm fibrous sheath; sperm principal piece
Molecular function (GO): calcium ion binding
Source: RefSeq, a predicted model, not a curated record
AUGGGAGACAGUGAGAGACCUGAUCAACCUAUCUCAGCAGGGAGAAAAGUAUUUAGAAAGAGAAGACGACCUAGUCAACCACUGGUAGAUCAAUCCUUGCAAACUGAAACUAAAGAAAAUAACGACAUCCCCUUAGCACACUCAUCUUACACUAAAAGUACUGUUAAUAAUAAUAAUAUCCCUGGAAGCAAAUUUAAAAUUGAAUCGAAUAACCUGUCUUCUCAAAUUCAAAAAAAAUGGAGAAAAAGAAAUUAUAAACAGGAAAAGGUUGAUGCAUCUCAGCAGACAGACCAAAAGAAAGAAAAGAAAGAAGUUGUGUCAGUUGGUAAGACACUGGUACCCGAAGAGAAGACAGUUGCUCUUGGAAAAGCAUCUCAAGAAUAUUUAGAGAGCACUCAUAAAAUAGAAAGGAUACAGUCAAUACAACUUAGAAGAGACAUAUCUCAACAGACUAGUUACACUCUGCUAUGGACAAUGAUUUGCUAUCCUCACAUAGAAAAACAGGACAAGGGACAGCAAACACUUUCUACUGAAUCAGUACUUGAGAUGAUUGGCACACCAUCUAAUUUUUCAAGGUCAAAUGAAGAUAUGAAGAAAUCUUUGGGCACAGCUUUUAUUAGUGAAAAUCCUGAGUUUCAAGGAGCAACAAGAAUCAGUGAAGGUAUUAGUCAUGGAAGCAUUAUGAGAUCAUCAUUUAGUAAACAAACCAGAAAAGAUGCUCAAUUAUUUUUAGGAGAUGAGCAAGAUACAUCAAUUAAAGCACAAUAUUCUGCUCCAGAAGAGAAAUAUGAAUCAGAAAACAUAACCGUAGUUUCAGAAGUGGCUGAAUUCCAGCCACCAUUAGCUGAGGAGGCACUUAAGAAAGAGGUCCAUGAUAAAAUAGAGCCAACCUCUUUUGAAGUUCAGCAUCUAUCAACUGAGGAACCUCCAGUACAAGAGUCUCUUCAGCUCUCACCAUCAAUGGAUGAGGAAGCCCAUGAUAAAGUUCAGUCUCCAGUAACUAAAGAGACACGUGAAAUGGUUCAGGCUACACCACCUGAAGGAGGCAUAUUUGAAUUUCAGCCUUCAGAAACUGCGGAGGACUCUGCUAAAAAAUCAUAUGAAGCAUCUCUGGAUGAAAAUAUGUCUCUAGAAAAUUCAGGAGAACAGAACUCUGAUCUAUUUGAAGAAAAAACCCCAAUUGAACUCCAGUUUCUAACAGCAGAACACAGUACUGAAUUUCAGUUGAAAUCACCUGAAGAAACUCUAUCUGAAGAUCAAUCUCUAGAAGAUGAAAAAAAUGUAGCAGAACUUUAUCGGUCUGAAGAGACAUCCCCAGUUGAAUUUCAACCUCCGGCAGCUGAGGAGAACUCUGGUGAAGCUCAAUCUAUCCCAACUGAAGAAAGUUUAUCUGAUGAUCUGUCUCUAGAAGAUGAGAAGGGUGCAGCAGAACUCCCGUCUCAACCAUCUGAAGAGAAAUCCCCAGUUGAAUUCCAGCCUCCAGCAGCUGAGGAGAAUUCUGGUGAUGCUCCAUCAACCCCAAUUGAAGAAAGUUUAUCUGAAGAUCUGUCGCUAGGAGAUGAGAAAGGUGCAGCAGGACUCCAGUCUCAACCAUCUGAAGAGAAAUCUCCAGUUGAAUUUCAGCCUCCGGCAGCUGAAGAGAACUCUGGUGAAGCUCAAUCUAUCCCAACUGAAAAAAGUUCAUCUGCUGAUCUGUCUCUAGAAGAUGAGAAGGGUGCAGCAGAACUCCCAUCUCAACCAUCUGAAGAGAAAUCUCCAGUUAAACUUCAGCCUCCAGCAGCUGAGGAGAACUCUAGUGAAGUUCAGUAUGUACCAACUGAAGGAACUCCAGAAGAUCUGGAUCUAGAUGAUAAUAAGGGUGCAGCAGAACUUCAGGCUCAAUCAUCUGAAGAGAAACCCCCAGUUGAACUUCAGCCUCCAGCAGCUGAGGAGGAUUCUGGUGAAGUUCAGUUUAUCCCAACUGAAGAAACUUCAUAUGAAGAGCUGUCUCAAGAAGACGAGAAGAAUGCAGCAGAGCAUCAAUAUCAACCAUCUGAAAAGAAAUAUCCAGUUGAAUUUCAGCCUCCAGCAGAGGAGGAGAACUCUGGGGAAGCUCAAUAUAUAACAACUGAAGAAACUCCAGAAGAUCUGUAUCUGGAUGUUGAGAAGGGUGCAAUAGAACUCCAGUCUCAACCAUCUGAAGAGAAAUCCCCAGUUGAAUUCCAGCCUCCAGCAGCUGAGGAGAAUUCUGGUGAUGCUCCAUCAACCCCAAUUGAAGAAAGUUCAUCUGAAGAUCUGUCGCUAGGAGAUGAGAAGGGUGCAGCAGAACUCCGGUCUCAACCUUCUGAAGAGAAAUCUCCAGUUAAAUUUCAGCCUCCAGCAGCUGAGGAGGACUCUGGUGAGGUUCAGUCCCUCCCAAGUGAAAUCAAUUCAUCUGAAAUUCUGUCUCUAGAAUAUGAAAUUUAA